Molecule: messenger RNA, 1653 nt
Organism: Mizuhopecten yessoensis (Yesso scallop)
Lineage: Eukaryota; Metazoa; Mollusca; Bivalvia; Pectinida; Pectinidae
Product: UDP-GalNAc:beta-1,3-N-acetylgalactosaminyltransferase 1-like
Exons: 2
Coding region: 191-1198 (335 amino acids)
Cellular component (GO): membrane
Molecular function (GO): hexosyltransferase activity
Source: RefSeq, a predicted model, not a curated record
CUUGCUUAUGUCCAGGUAGAUUACACUAUCCCUGCAGUUUUUGUUUCUGCAUUGAUAGUGUGUCUUUCACAUGAUCCAACACAUCAGGUCAACGUACAACAUAGUGACGGCAUCCAGAGGUAGCAUGAUUCAAUGUUAACAGUUUAAAAUCGGAAAACAAGUGUGGAUUAAUAUUUGGGAAUCAUCCAUUAUGAAUAUUCGAUGUACAUCACGCGGAAAGAGGAUACGGAUAUUUCUCUUCGGCUUUGUUGUCAUUGUGAUCCUAUCUUACGUAUGUUUUGACUCAUACGAACCACUUACAGUUUCUGGAAUAUCACAGAAUACCCAACUAAACGAAGAAAGAAAGGAGAAACAAGUUUUAAUGCAUCCAAAAUUGAAGUGUAUGGAACAUGCAACAAAAAACACUGUCAUUAUGGUACUAAACAAACCGUCCAAUUCGUUACAGCGGAAAACCAUUCGACAAACAUGGGGUCAUCCACAAAUGCAAAUCAAGUACAACUUCAGUUUAUAUUUCGUUCUCGGUAACGAGAAAAAUGUUGAAUAUCACGAGCUUCAUAUGGAGAACGAAGAUGUUUUACGUGUUGAUGUCAACGAAAACUAUUUUAAUAUAACAGAAAAAGUAAUUGAAGCUUUUAACUGGGCCACUCAUUCGUGCUAUGAAUCCCGUUACUUUUUAAAAAUCGACGAUGAUGUUUAUUUUCAUCUUAAAUUUCUGCAAGAAAUACAAAAAGUCGAAAACUAUCUGCCAGACGACAUCAUUCUUGGUGAUUGUUUACCGGAAACGGCACCAUUCAGACUGACGACCAAAUUUAGUGUUUCUUUUGAAGAAUACCGUUUUGCAAAGUAUCCGCCAUAUUGCGGGGGUCCCGGAUAUGUGAUGACGUUACCAACCGCACGUAAACUUUACCAUGAAAUGACGCAUACAAAAACCUUCAUGUUUGAGGAUGUUUAUGUCGGAAUAGUUGCUUAUAAACUAGGAAUUUCUAUAAAACCUGUUGAUCAUUUUAUUUAUGCAAUGGACGGAUACUUGCAUUAUCUAAAUAUCCAGUGUGCUGUAAUCAUACACAAUCUCACUCCCGAACUUAUCACCAAGAUGUGGAAUGAACGAAACACGACGAGCAUAGGUAAACAUGACUGUUCUCAGUCAGGAAAACUUAUAUACAUUUUGCAAAAUAUGUUUGGGUUAUAUAAUGGUUGAAAGAAUAACGAUACAUACACAUCCAUUUUGUUAUUUUGAAAUACCGAUAAGAAACGUAAUGUCUUUAACUAAGUCAAACGUAAUUUUUACCAGCAUUUUUAUGAUAUUGGUCUUAAAAAAUAAUGUCAAUAGUAUAUUAAAGUGGUUACUCAUAAUACAUCCAUUUAGCGUUAUCGAUAUCGAAGAGAAAAAACGAUAAAAACAAUUGAUAAUCGAGUGCUGCUAAAAGCAUUACUGUAUUAGCUUUGCUUUGUUAAGAAUUUCACAACCUUGCAAGAGCUAGGAUCAUAUUUAGACCUAUAGAGACACUGCUGAAAGGACAUAGGAAAAGACAAGAUACAAAUUGGUUGUAUUACAUGUCGUUCGAUUUAACUUUUUCAGUAAUUUAUGUAAAGAUCCAUUAAAGAGAUUGUUGAUGUCAUAGGUGUUCCAGAAUAAAUUGAGCUACAAAAUAC